Messenger RNA from Capronia epimyces CBS 606.96, 2172 nucleotides. RefSeq lists its product as uncharacterized. NCBI's taxonomy places the organism in Eukaryota, Fungi, Ascomycota, Eurotiomycetes, Chaetothyriales, Herpotrichiellaceae. Gene Ontology annotation, molecular function: palmitoyltransferase activity; protein binding. Gene Ontology annotation, biological process: protein palmitoylation. Gene Ontology annotation, cellular component: Golgi membrane. The record is from RefSeq and is a predicted model, not a curated record. The coding region runs from base 1 to 2172 and encodes 723 amino acids. The transcript has a single exon.
AUGUCAUCUCCGCUCUCUCAGAACCCGUCCCGUCCUCCAACCUCCAAGGCUAACGCGGCCUCCCCGAAGGUGACCUCUGAAGACGUCGAGCUUGGUCCGGUCCAGAAUGGCCAGGCGGAACCUGCUCUUCCUCUGGAAGAGGAUAUUAUGCAAUGCGCCCGCAUAGGUGCACUUGAGUACUUGCAGAAGAUGUUCCAGUCUGGCAAAUACUCUGCGAACUACCAAGAUGAAGAAGGAAUUACACCAUUACAUUGGGCUGCUAUCAACAACCAAUUUGCCGUUUGCAAAUAUCUUCUGGAGCAGGGUGCAGAUGUCAACGCAAAAGGCGGGGAAUCCAAUGCUACCGCAGUCAUGUGGGCGUCGCAGAGAUGCCAUUUCUACAUUGUGAAUCUGCUACUACAAAACGGAGCCGACCCUCUCCUGACAGAUGGCCAAGGGUACAACAUUCUACAUCUAGCUACUAUCGAUGGAAACGCCCUUCUCCUGACCCUUCUUCUACAUCAAAGCAUCCCUGUGGACACACCGGAUCCUCAAGGCCAUACAUCCCUGAUGUGGGCUGGGUACAAAGGUUGGCCCGCCUGCGUUGACCUUCUGCUCCGCUGGGGAGCGGAUGUGAACGCAGCCGAUGAUAAUGGCUUCACUCCUCUGCACUGGGCUUUGGUCAAGGGCUCGAAACCCUGCCUGGACAGACUGAUUGAAUACGGCGCCGAUCGAUUCGCAAAGACCAGGGAAGGCAAGACACCGAGCGCCUGUGCUGAAGAAAUGAACACCAAACGAGCAUACCACCGUUCUCUGGCCGAUCAUGGAUACGAUACUUUGGGUAACAUCAAGACACUUCCUCUCAACUUAAAUGUUCUAUUGCGGGACCAGUCGAAAAUGGGCAAAUUCUUCUUCCUGUACCCCUUUUUCAUCAUCAUUAUCGGCCUGUAUAUAAUCAGUCACAUCAGAAUUUUUGUCGGCGUCCCGAUCUUUUUGGUGGUCUGUCUAGGCAUGCAGUAUCUGGCACAACGAAUUGCAAUGAAGGCCCCUCUGGAAUAUCAUUCCAUCCACAAAACGCCAUAUCUGGCCGGCAUCUUCGCGGGGACACUGUUUUGGGUAGGUGUCAGCUAUCUGACCUCAAUCCUGCCUGUUACGUUUUCGACCAAUCCAAUCUCCACCAUAGCCUUCAUCAUAUUCUUCUCCAGCACGUCAUAUUUUUAUUUCACCGCAAUGCUCGAGGAUCCGGGGUUCAUCCCGAAACUAGCGUCACGAAAUCAACAACGAACUGUCAUCCAGGAACUUUUCUCGCUCUGGAAGUUUGACGAGGAGAACUUCUGUGUGCAAUGCAUGGUCCGCCGACCCUUGAGGUCCAAACACUGUCGCCGCUGCAACCGAUGCGUGGCCAAGCACGACCACCACUGCCCCUGGAUCCACAACUGCGUGGGCAACGACAACCUGCGCCACUUUUACAUUUAUAUUCUCAGCCUCGAGGUCGGGAUUAUUCUCUAUGUCCGGCUGGUCCUUUCGUACCUGUCGUUUCUUCCCACGCCAUCCGACGAUGCCAUCUCGAAAUGCAACCUUGCCGGCCCCGCCCUGUGCUCGUUCGUGCUGCGCGAUCCGUGGACCGUGGCACUGGCUUUCUGGGCCUGCCUCCAACUCGUCUGGGUCACCAUGUUGGUCGUGGUGCAGACGGUGCAGAUCUGCAAGAACCAGACGACGUACGAGAACAUGCGGCGCCACCAACACUCGCACGAGGGCGCCCCGCUGCUCCCGCUGCACGCGCGGCCCGUCACCCACGGCGCUUCGGCAGCUUCGACGUCGCUCAAUGACACGGCGGCCUCGGCCACCGCGCUCAACCCCGUACCCCGUCGCCCGGACGGCUGCUUGACGCGAUGGACGAAACUGCUCGGCCUCGACGCAUUCAUGGCCACCGCGUCCGAUGCCUCGCACGGCAAACUGCAGGUCCGUACUGGGAACCCGUACAGCCGCGGUGUGAUCGGCAAUUGCAAGGACUUCUGGUGCGACCCGGCGCCAGUGUUCGGCCGGCGGAGGAACGGCGAAGGUUUCUUGGGUGGCGAGGUAGUCGACUACGCCCACCUGUACGAAGUGCCACUCCGGUUCAGGAGAGGCGUGGGCGGGAUGGCGUAUGCCAGUGUCGCCGGGGAUGACCAUCAUGACGACGACGACGUGUGA